Syngnathoides biaculeatus (alligator pipefish) is the source of this 4728-nucleotide messenger RNA. RefSeq names its product calcium/calmodulin-dependent serine protein kinase a (gene caska). Gene Ontology annotation, molecular function: ATP binding; signaling receptor binding; protein kinase activity. Lineage: Eukaryota; Metazoa; Chordata; Actinopteri; Syngnathiformes; Syngnathidae. The record is from RefSeq and is a predicted model, not a curated record. Gene Ontology annotation, cellular component: plasma membrane; cell-cell junction; basolateral plasma membrane. The transcript is spliced from 28 exons. Bases 559 to 3399 code for a protein of 946 amino acids. Gene Ontology annotation, biological process: protein phosphorylation; regulation of neurotransmitter secretion.
AGAGCCAAGUCGCCGCCAUGUUGGCUCUCGCCCUCCCAAGGAACUCUGGGAAGAGCCGCUGAGCAGUUUCGUGGGCGGAGUUCGGCGUUCUGGAUCGCUCCGUCGCUCGGAACGAACGAGGACGACCAGACGUGGGCGAGGAAAGCCUAAACCGCAAACCCGACAAGUGGGCUCGAGUGUUUUUUGUUUGUUUUUGUUUUGGCGACACACUCGUGGAAUCCGUCGGCAACGGGAUCUCGACGUGAGAGGGAAGACCGAGAGACGGUCGGCGGCUUGUCGAGAUGUGAAUUGGAGUCAAGUGGACGCUGACGGCCGGCCGGACGGACGGAGCGACUACAGGGUCGAGGCUUCGACUGGAGUCGCUGCCCUGGCCCUUGCCGCACCGGAGAGGAGCAUCGGCGAGACCGGGCGAGGCGGGGCCGGACCAGCCGUCUCCCGCCCCGGAUUAUUAGCGAGCCCCCCCCACCCCCUGCGCCGGUCGCGGGGGGCGGGCUCCCGCCGACGACCCCAACCGGGAAUUAUCCGCAGUUUGGCGUCCUCGACGUCUGAACGGGGACGAUGGCGGACGACGACGUUCUCUUCGAGGACGUGUACGAGCUCUGCGAGGUGAUCGGCAAGGGUCCCUUCAGCGUGGUGAGGCGAUGCGUCAACAGAGAGACGGCGCAGCAGUUUGCCGUCAAAAUCGUGGAUGUGGCCCAGUUCACCUCCAGUCCUGGACUCAGCACAGAGGACCUGAAGAGGGAGGCCAGCAUCUGCCACAUGCUGAAACAUCCGCACAUCGUGGAGCUACUGGAGACUUACAGCUCCGACGGGAUGCUCUACAUGGUCUUUGAAUUCAUGGAUGGCGCCGACCUGUGCUUCGAGAUCGUCAAGCGGGCCGACGCCGGCUUCGUCUACAGCGAAGCCGUCGCCAGUCACUACAUGCGGCAGAUUCUGGAGGCGCUGCGCUACUGCCACGACAACAACGUCAUCCACAGAGAUGUCAAGCCUCACUGCGUGCUGCUGGCAUCCAAGGAGAACUCGGCCCCCGUCAAGUUGGGGGGCUUCGGCGUGGCCAUCCAGCUGGGGGAGUCGGGCCUGGUGGCCGGAGGUCGCGUGGGGACGCCGCACUUCAUGGCGCCCGAGGUGGUGAAGCGGGAGCCGUACGGGAAACCCGUGGACGUUUGGGGCUGCGGCGUCAUCCUCUUCAUCCUCCUGUCGGGCUGUCUGCCUUUCUACGGCACCAAAGAGCGCCUCUUCGAAGCCGUCUGCAGGGGCAAGUACAAGAUGAACCCGCGGCAGUGGAGCCAAAUCUCGGAGAGCGCGAAAGAUCUGGUGAGGCGCACGCUGAUGCUGGACCCCGCCGAGAGGAUCACGGUUUACGAGGCCCUCAACCAUCCGUGGCUCAAGGAGCGAGACCGCUACGCCUACAAGAUCCAUUUGCCGGAGACGGUGGAGCAGCUCAGAAAGUUCAACGCCAGGAGGAAGUUGAAGGGAGCCGUGCUGGCGGCGGUGUCCAGUCACAAGUUUAAUUGCUACUACGGGGACCCCCCUGAGGAACUGCAGGACUUCCCGGACGAGCCCACGUCCUCGGGGCUGCUGGCAGCAGAGCGCGCCGUUUCUCAGGUGCUGGACAGUUUGGAGGAGAUCCACGCGCUGACCGACUGCAGCGAGAAGGAUCUCGACUUCCUGCACAGCGUUUUCCAGGACCAGCAUUUACACUCGCUGCUCGACCUCUACGACAAGAUCAACACCAAGUCGUCCCCGCAGAUCAGGAACCCGUCCAGCGACGGCGUGCAGAGGGCCAAAGAGACGCGGCCGUCGCCCCGAGAAGACGCCGACGCUGUCAAAGGCCUGCGAUACGUGCUGGAAGAGAUCUCGUGCUACCCGGAGAACCACGACGCCAAAGAACUGCGACGGAUUCUGACUCAGCCGCAUUUCAUGGCGCUGCUGCAGGCCCACGACGUGGUGGCCCACGAGGUCUACAGCGAGCAGGCGCUGAGGGUGACGCCGCCGCCCGCCUCGCCCUACCUGAACGGCGACUCGCCCCAAAGCGCCAACGGAGACGUGGACCUGGAGAACGUCACCAGGGUGCGGCUGGUGCAGUUCCAGAAGAACACGGACGAGCCCAUGGGCAUCACGUUGAAAAUGAGCGACGCCAACAACUGCAUCGUGGCCAGAAUCAUGCACGGGGGGAUGAUCCACAGACAAGGCACGUUGCACGUCGGCGACGAGAUCAGGGAGAUCAACGGCAUCGGCGUGGCCGACCAGACGGUGGAGCAGCUGCAGAAGAUGCUGAAGGAGAUGCGAGGCAGCAUCACCUUCAAGAUUGUUCCCAGCUACAGGACGCGGGCCUCCUCCUGUGAGAAAGUGUCGCCCUGCACGUCCCGCCAGUCGCCUGCCAACGGCCGCUCCAGCGUUAACAGUUCCAUCUUGGACCUUCCGUCCGCCGUCCAGCCCAAAAGCCGACAGAUCUACGUGCGGGCUCAGUUCGAGUACGACCCCUCCGAGGACGAGCUGAUCCCCUGCAAGGAGGCCGGCGUCCGCUUCCGCGUGGGCGACGUCCUCCAGAUCAUCUCCAAGGACGACCACAACUGGUGGCAGGGCAAGCUGGACGACACCAAGAACGGCGCCGCCGGCCUCAUCCCGUCGCCCGAGCUGCAGGAGUGGCGUGUGGCGUGCAUGGCGAUGGAGAAGACCAAGCAGGAGCAGCAGGCCAGCUGCACGUGGUUCGGCAAGAAGAAGAAGCAGUACAAAGACAAAUACUUGGCCAAGCACAACGCAGUGUUCGACCAAUUAGAUUUGGUCACCUACGAGGAGGUGGUCAAGCUGCCCGCCUUCAAGAGGAAAACGCUGGUUUUGUUAGGCGCUCACGGCGUUGGCCGGCGACACAUCAAGAACACGCUCAUCACCAAACAUCCCGACAGAUUCGCGUACCCCAUCCCGCACACCACGAGGCCGCCCAAGAAGGACGAGGAGGACGGCAAGAACUACUUUUUUGUGUCGCACGAGCAGAUGACGCAGGACAUCAGCAACAACGAGUACUUGGAGUACGGCAGCCACGAGGACGCCAUGUACGGCACGCGCCUGGAGACCAUCCGCCAGAUCCACCGGCGGGGGCUGCUCGCCAUCCUCGACGUCGAGCCUCAGGCGCUGAAAGUUCUCCGCACGGCGGAGUUCGCGCCGUACGUGGUGUUCAUCGCGGCGCCGACCAUCACGCCGAGCAUCCAUGAGGACGAGUCGCUGCAGCGUCUCCAGAAGGAGUCCGAGAUCCUGCACAAGACGUACUCGCACUACUUCGACGAGACCGUCGUCAACAACGAGAUCGACGACACCAUCGGCCGCCUGGAGGAGGCGGCGGCGCUGGUGUGCGGCGGCGGCGGCGGCGGCCAGUGGGUGCCCGUCUCCUGGGUUUACUGAGGAGGGCCCCCCUCGCCCCCACCCCACCUUUUUUUUUUUUUUUUAACUCAACGGUGGACAUUGACUUUGACUGAGGGGGGGGGUGGGGGGGAAAUGAAAACACAAAAACGUCAUCCGGCCUCACUAUUUAUUCACGCCGCAUUCUGCUUUUCUCCCUCCUUUUUUUUUUUUUUUUUUUUAACCUCUCGCUCCACUGACGUCAUUUUGGACUUUCGAGGAAACUCCUUCAUGCCGUUACAAUUCUGGCGCCCACCGGUUCUUAUUAUUGGGGAAAAAAGAAGACGGCGACCGAUGCGGUCCAUGUUUCCCUCUCGUUGCUGUGCAGAGAUUUGAAAAAGAAUCCAGAAGACGUUUGAGAGGUCGCCAAUCGUCGCCGCCUCCAACGUUGCACUUUUGCAAAAACUGACAGCUGGCAAAAUGGUGCCAGGUGAUCGCGGCUCAUCGGGCCCAGUGCAACUUUUGGUUGUUUUUCUUUCCAUCAGUUUCUGUUCACUUUCUGGACUCUUUUGCGGCCUUUCGUCCCACCGCACGUCCGAGCUCUUUCCUGCCUUUGAGAAGAAAAAAAAAAAAAAGAUGCACUUUUUUUUGGGGGGGGGGGCGGGGGUUGCGUUGCGUGACAAGCAAAAAGACAGUUUUAUCCCCCAGAACUGCAAUACGAUGGCAAUGGACGUCAUAUUUUGAAGUGAAAUGUAACAUUUUACAAGAAUAAAUGUGGACUGUAACCAGACAAAACCUGAACGAUGUCCUGACAGAAAAGAAUCUUUUGGGAACUAUGAAAAGUUUUUUUUUUUUUUCCCCCAAAAUGUGGCUUCCUCCAACAGCUGAACUUGAUUUGAUGGAAUGUCCGUGUAUAAAAAGUCACAACAGUAGGAAAAAGGCUAUUUAAAAAAAAAAAAAAAAAUGGUUUUACUACUCGAGCAAAGAUGACGUAGUGAUUUUAUUUGGAAUGACGAUUUUUUUUUUUCUUUUGCCCCAUAAGAGGGCAGUCAAAAUAUGGGGAAAGGGAAACAUUUUAUGAAAUUAAGCAUAACCCAAGGAAGGAAAGAAAUGUGGCAAACUUUCAAUUUUGCCAUAAUAACAAUAAUAAAGCAGUCAUGCUCCGUGCCCACUGGACUCCAAAGCCAGAUUUGGACCUUCUACUAGAACUGCGUUGACUUGUGGAGUCAAUGUUACGACGAGGGAAAAAAAAAAAAGAAGUUCCGAUCCAAGAAGAAAAGAAGGAGGAGGUGAGCCGUCAGAUCGCGAGAACAAAUAAAUAGAAGCAAACGUUUUAGCGGAGUAAGCGUUCAUCAUCAUCAUUUGGGAGAGGUGGUCAAGGUACCGGGGGGG